CACUGUUCAUGGCGUCAGAUUCAAACGUCUCUACUCGUCGUCAACCAACUAUGUUGACAUGACAAUUCAAGACUUCGAGAUUUGUUGUUGUAACUUGUAAGACUGAUCUAAAGUCGUAUCUUUCGCCUUCAAUUGGUCCAUUUUCCCUGCUCUGUUUGUUCUUUCUUCAUGAUUUAGUUCUGUUUUGACCUGUCCCAAUCCAUUUCUUUUCCCGAUUUACGUUACUAACUCCGCCCGAUCAAGUCUUCGUGAAGCUUUUCCCUCCAUCCUCCACACUUUCGAAUCAUCCUACGACGCUCGAGAGGCUCCACACAACUUAGAUGUAUUGGGUUCCUUUGUUGUUAACGCCUACAGAUUUUGGUUACAGAAAUGACAAGCGUAGACUGAGUAUUUGGUCGCAAUAGGUGGAGACAAUAAGCGAACGACGGCGCUGUCGUGUUGGAAUCUGCGGUUGCUCUCGCCCUCUGCUUUAGACUGCGAAAGUUUAGGUCAGAGAGAGCGAGGCUCUGGGUUGGGACUUCAGCUCGUUUUGUGGCGCGUUCUCUGGCUACCCACCUACCUACUUGUCGUCAAUCACACAACUAGUGCGAAUCAGCCCUGUUACUUUCUUCCCCUGUUAUCAUAUUGAAAGGAUGGGCAAGAAGCGAGUGAUGUUGCCGGUGGAGGAAGUUGAUUUGACGGCAAUCAAGUAUGAACACGAAGCCAUACAAGCUCCUCAUUUAACAGGGUUUGCAUUAAAGUUCUUCGUUUGGUUGCUUGAAGCUCCACUUGUAGGGUCCUUAAUCCUGUAUUUAUUGAAGAAGCAGAACAGAACGAUUGAGGAAUUGCGGAGGACUGUGAUACCAGAAAAACCGAUGUUUAAACCUGAGUUCCCACCUCAAGAAAAGGAACCUGGUGUAAUUGUCAUGCAAGAAGAUAGUAGCGCUGGUGACCGUGUUGAAGUAGCUUUGAAGUGCCUUCCUCCUUAUGAUCCUGCUCACCAAUGGUCUGGUGACUCUUUUCCAUUUUUGUACUGGAAGAUCCGUGAUUAUGCACAUGCUUAUCGAUCUCGACAUGUAACUCCAUUAAUGGUUGCAGAGAAGAUUAUCUCAGUUACAGAGGAGUUCAACAACAAGAAGCCUCCGAUGCCAUUCUUGAUCAGUUUUAAUGCUGAGGAACUGAGGACACAAGCUGCCGCUUCUACACUAAGGUUUGAGGAAGGAGAACCACUUUCUAUUUUGGAUGGCAUUUUCAUGGCAAUCAAGGAUGAUAUAGACUGUUACCCCUAUCCAACGAAGGGUGCAACAACAUGGUAUCAUGAGGUCCGUCCUGUUAAAGAAGAUGCAGUUUGUGUUUCAAAAUUGCGAAGCUGUGGUGUAAUUUUUGUAGGGAAGGCAAAUAUGCAUGAGUUGGGCUUUGGGACUACUGGAAACAAUCCAAAUUAUGGUACAGUGAGGAACCCUCAUGCACUAGAUAGAUAUACUGGUGGAUCUUCUUCUGGCUCAGCAGCACUUGUAGCUUCUGGACUAUGUUCAGCUGCACUGGGAACAGAUGCUGGAGGUUCAGUGCGAAUUCCUUCUUCUCUCUGUGGUGUUGUGGGCUUGAAAACAACAUAUGGGCGGACUGACAUGAAAGGAUCACCCUGUGACUAUGGGACUCUGGAAAUCAUUGGACCAAUUGCAUCCACAGUUGAGGAUGUCAUGCUUGUGUAUGCAGCAAUAUUGGGCUCCUCUCUUGCUGAUAGAAUCAGUUUGAAUCCAUCCCCUCCUUGUUUGCCAAAUUUGACAUCAUAUGAAAGUUCUGAUGCUUUAAGAUUUCUACGACUCGGAAAGUAUACAGAGUGGUUUAAUGAUGUCUACUCAACUGAUAUUUCUGAUAAGUGUGAGGAAGUUCUUAACCUGCUAUCACAAACUCAUGGAUGUGAAGCUAUAGAGAUUGCAAUACCGGAGCUGCAUGAGAUGCGAACUGCCCAAGUUGUUUCAUUUGGUUCUGAAUCACUAUGCACAUUAAAUCCUGAUUGUGAAGAUGGGAAAAAUGCUCGAUUGGCACUUGAUACUCGCACUAAUUUGGCACUUUUUCGGUCCUUCUCUGCAUCAGAUUAUGUCGCUUCCCAGCGUGUUAGGAGAAGGAUCAUGUACUAUCAUAUGGAGAUUUUCAAGAAGGUUGAUAUCAUAGUAACCCCAACAACAGGCAUCACAGCGCCUGUAAUACCUCCAAGUUCUCUCAACCAAGGGGAAACAAAUUUACAGGUUACAGGAUAUCUCAUGCAGUUUGUAGUAUCAGCCAAUCUUCUUGGACUCCCUGCCAUAUCUGUCCCUAUCGGUCAUGACAAACAAGGUCUUCCAAUUGGCUUGCAACUGAUAGGUCGUCCAUGGGCUGAAGCUUCAAUCUUGCGUUUGGCUUCUGCUGUGGAGGAACUCUGCACAGAUUCUAGGAAGAGGCCUUCGACCUUUUAUGACGUUCUAAAGGGGAAUUAGACUGCUGUAGAACGUUACUGGAUUUUGUCUGAAAGAAUCAUUAUAAGUUUGAAGAAUAUGCCCCCUUCUCCAUAGUGUGCAGAGGGGUACUUGUAUUUUAUAAAGUUAGUUCUUAUGAAUGCCUGGUGGACUAUUCCCUAUUGUGCUCCGAAAUAAUCUGUUUUCCAUUGAACAUUCCCGGAUAUGUCCAGUAGAAAUUCAAUGAUUCAUCCACUUUGAGUUU
Messenger RNA from Macadamia integrifolia, 2679 nucleotides. RefSeq names its product fatty acid amide hydrolase-like. Gene Ontology annotation, cellular component: membrane. The transcript is spliced from 21 exons. Gene Ontology annotation, biological process: N-acylethanolamine metabolic process. Gene Ontology annotation, molecular function: N-(long-chain-acyl)ethanolamine deacylase activity. NCBI's taxonomy places the organism in Eukaryota, Viridiplantae, Streptophyta, Magnoliopsida, Proteales, Proteaceae. The coding region runs from base 633 to 2456 and encodes 607 amino acids. The record is from RefSeq and is a predicted model, not a curated record.